This is a messenger RNA of Penaeus monodon (black tiger shrimp), 3879 nucleotides long. RefSeq names its product LIM domain-binding protein 3-like. Gene Ontology annotation, molecular function: actin binding; muscle alpha-actinin binding. The record is from RefSeq and is a predicted model, not a curated record. Gene Ontology annotation, biological process: muscle structure development; actin cytoskeleton organization. Lineage: Eukaryota; Metazoa; Arthropoda; Malacostraca; Decapoda; Penaeidae. Gene Ontology annotation, cellular component: filamentous actin; adherens junction; Z disc.
GACGUCCCUUCUGCCAAGAUCGCGGCAAGUGUGGCGGGAGAGAGUGUAGCGUAGAGGUGGUGGCAGGCGCGUGCUGUACCUGUGCGGCCGACGUGAGCUCUGGGAUAGCUCGAGAGUCUGUGAACGCAAGCGAACAGCGGCUUGAGCUUCUUCUUGUGUUGCCCUAGGAGUCCAGAGUGGUGUGAGAGGGGAGGAAAGAGGAAGGGGCUUUCAAGGAAGGACUCUUUGAGGAUCUUCGGCGCCAUGACGGGAGUAAUUCGCGUGACCCUGGAAAGGGACGGCCAUGACCAGCCUUGGGGCUUCCGCCUCCAAGGGGGCGUCGACGUGGCGAUGCCUCUCUCCGUCCAGAGGGCCCGGGGCACCAGCGCCUCCCGCGACGGCAGCAGCGGCAGCGCCCCAGACGCCCCUCGUCAACGGUGGACCAGACCAGUCCCCUUCGGCGGCCUCAUCCAAAUCAGAGAACCCGGCUGUGAGAUCCCUCCCAAAGACCCAGUUCGCCCUCAAGUCCCAGCUUUCUCAUCUGCCGCAGCGGAGCCCCACUGUCAGCAUGGAGGCGCUGUCGAUCCAGAGCCAGCCGUACCGCACACUGCCACUCGUGCAGCCGUCCGCCAAGGCGCGCUCCGACAUGGGGAUCGGUAGCAUCUCUCACCUGAAGAUGCAAGACGAUCACAUCUCGGGCGACAAGCAGCCUCAGUUAGCGCCACACAGCCAGGCCCUGGCGGCCAAGGCCAAGCACGACGAGCUUGUCAUGAAGCAAAAGGUGACCGGCUCCCUGCAACAAAUAACACAGACACAGCAGUCUCUCACAACCGCCACCCAGCAGCACCAGGCGCCCGUCAGCAAGCAAUACAACAGCCCGCAAGCACUCUAUUCCCCCGAGAACGUGCAGGAGGUGCUCCGGCAACAGACCUCGCCCACGCACGUCCCCACCCUCAAGCCGACUGUUUCUCCUGCUGCUGCUGACGCUGCGAAAGCCCUAAGAAAAGUGAGCUCCCCAACCCCCGCACAGAAGCCCAUCCAAGUCGUCCUCACUCCUUCGAAAGAGUAUAACCCUCAGUCGAGUGCGACUUGGCGAGCGCUGCAGGAAACGGACGCGCCCAUGGACCCCGAGAAGGUGGCCAACUACACCUCGCUCAAGGAGCAUGACCCGAUCUACUCCGAGGUCUAUACGGCCCCCGUGGCGCCCAAGCCGGGCCAGCGCCCCGUCCCCAGGACCAAUGCCCUCCCCGGCCCCCGCUCGCCGGUCUCGGACCUCCUCCCCGCCAGCAUGAGGCCCGCCGCCGCCGCCGCCAACGACGCGGCGGAGCUCGACGGCGCCGCCCCCGCGCGGAGCUUCCUCAGCCCACCUAAGACCGGUCCUUCCGCCGUCAGGUCCGCGGCGCUGGCCGAGGCCAAACCCGUCAACCACCAGAUGACCAGCGAGCCCGUCAAGAUCCCUCUGUUCGAGGAUAAGCCCGGACUUCCCAAGGCGCAGGUGGUGACAGAGCCCCGCAGGCCUGGAGGACGCAAGACCAACGCCAUCGGCGGCAGAAAGCGCAUCGCCCAAACGGCCUCCUUCAACAAGCUGAUGAUGGAAGUCCUCGGGGAGUGAGGAGGCGGCCUCCUUGGGGCUUCGGCGCCGCCCGCGCCCUGAACACGCCCGCACGCCGGUUGCUCGGAGUCAGCGCUCGAAGCCCACGACACUCGUGUCACUUUUCGUGUGGAAGGAAUGUGGCACUUUAGAGAAGAUGAUUUGUUCUGAAUCAUUUUUUAUUUCAUUUUAUUAAUUUCUUUGGCUCAUACUUUUUGGCCUCUUGACCAGCAUUAUCAAGUCUCUUUCUGUGUCUCUCUCCCAGUGUAUUAUAUCCUGUUUAUUCUUCAGUUUCUCUCUUUCUCGUUUUCUCUCUUUCGUUCUUACUUCCUCGACUCUCGGAAGCCAGAAUGAAGUAGGAGACUGAGAGAGAGAGAGAAAGAGAUAAAGAGGGCCAGAGGGAGAGAGAGGAGAGAGAGAGAGAAGAGAAAAAGUGAGAGAAGAAAAAAAAGAAAAACUAUAUAUCAUAUGAACCAUACCUCUUCUUUCUAAAGAAAACGUCAGAUGGACUUUUUUUUCUCUCUCUCACUCCCCUAUUUUAUCUAUUUGUUUUGAAUGAAAAGAUCACAUCUGAAAUUGCCAUUAUGAUCUUUUUUCAUUAUCAUUAAUGUUUUAUUGAUGAUAUUUAUCAUUCUAAUCUAUGGAUGUUGGUUUUGGAAAAUCAGCAUUGUAUGCUUUCAAUUUAUUUUGCUGCUGUUAUUAUCUUUUGAUAGAUUAAUCUAUUGAGGAGUGAGGAAGACUUUGUAGGGGAAAUAAUUUAUUAUAUCAUUGCCAUCCUUGGUAUUGCCCUGCGAGGCAAUAAUAACAAUAAUAGUGACAGAUAAAAAAUAUAGCAGUGAAAGGGUUCACUUACAAAAAAUUAGAAAAAAGUUUGAAGGAAAAGAAUUAAAAACAUUUAUACUAAGGCAGAUUCUCUCCUUUAAACACGUUGCUGAGAUCUGCGUUUUUUGUAUUUUUCAAAAGGUGGAUGUCCAUUUGCUGAUGAUGGACUAUAUAUAUAUAUUUUUUGGACAUUUUGGUGCUAGUCAUGAUUAUUGCCCUUCCGAUUUCCUUUGUCUUAGUUUCCCAUUUCUUUAGCUCCUUAUUCCCGUUUUCUUUCUUCCCGUUUUCCUUCUCCCAUCUUCGCCAGAACUUGAAACCCUUUUGUGAAUAAAGAUAAGAACUGCCAUUAGUGUUGAUAGCGAUAAUGAUUCACCAAGAUUAUAUCAUUACUAUUAUCCCUUUUCUCCCUCCACCCUAGAAACGGUAGUAAAGAUAGGAACAAAAAAAAUCCUCAACAAAUAUCUAGAGUUUACGUAGAAUCGAGUGCUUGUGAAGUGAGAGUGAACACAUCUAGAUUGUCUGUGUCUACCGUAUGUCUAUCUGUCUGUCUACGUGUCUGUCUUCUCACCAUCCCCUCUCUCCCUAUCCCUCUUAUCCCCUUCUCCCACUCGCGUUACUUGUUAUACAUCCACUAAUAAGCUUAGUGUGAGAGGCAUUGUGUAUAAUAUAUUAUUGAUUAUUUUUUGUAACCAGAAUACCCUAAUGCAUUAUCAAAAAUAGGAGAAGUAAAAAAGUCAUGUUUGUAAGUAUGCAAAAUAUGGAUUUUUAGUCUUUGCAUUGUUUCAGGAUACCUAUAUAUCAUCUUCAUAUUUUUUAUUUCUAAAUUUUGUUCAUUAUCUUACGCUGAAGUAUUUAGAAAUAUAUUUGACAACUGUCAGUAUCCGCUCACUACGCUCUAAUCGGAAUAUAAGGAUAAAAUUUUAGUAUCUGACUAAUCAGAUUUUUUCUAAUGUAAUUGACAUUUGGACUCAAAAAUGCACUUGGAGAAACUACCCUUGAUAAGAUCAUUUAUUUGUUAUCGAUCAUCGUUCGUUUUUUUCGUUCAGCGUCCGGUCAAAGGGGCGUCUGAACUAGAGCCCAAGAGAUGGCGUGUUUGACAUCGACCACCAUAGCUUUGGUCUGUGUCCGUUUUAUGCAGCAGCUGGUUUCUCUCUGCUUUGUCUCGUCUGGUUGUCAUUCUUGCGAGUAGCCAAGAAAAGCGAAAAAUAAAUCCAUUUCUUUCCCUUCCUUUCAACCCCUGUUAUCUCGUGAUUGAUGCAGAAGGAGAAAGGGGUGUCCGCUCCCUCUCGAAACCUUCUCCCAUCAGAUCCCUUCAAUCUGGAAAAGGAAAAAAAAAAAAAGAAUUGCAUCGACUGCCGUCUGGCUAGCACAAACUGACUUAAUAUUCUGAUUACUUUGGGAAUGUUUUUUUCCAGGAUGAUCAUAUUUUAGCUAUUGUGAACAAAAUGUACAGUUAAUGAGUGUGAGUAAAUGGUAAACACAGUUAA